GUUAGUGCUGAUAGAGCCUUGUUCGUGGAAUCCUUCCAGUUAUGGAGGCCGGGAUUCAUGAGUUUAGCUAAUUAAAAACUGUUUAUUGAGCGAUCAGUAGUAGUACAGGGGGAAAGGCAACAGCCCUUUGACUCACAGGGCUCCACGGAUGGAACAGAGUGAGGAGUGUACUAAUGGAGCACGCUGGGGGGUCCUGGCCCAGCCUUGGGAGAAAAGGAGUUGGACUCAGGAAAAACAGGAAGUGAUAUUUGUCUGAGACCCAGGGACUGAAGGAAUUGGUCAGGGAAGGGAGGAUGUAAGCGACAGGGGUGGUAGAAUUCAGGGAGCAAAAAGGUUUCGGACAAAAGUGCAGCGAUGAGGGAGGUAACGUAUAGGACUGGUGGGCGACUGCAGUGCCAUUGAACUUUGGUGCAGGAGUAGACACAAACGAGUUGGAGAGGUAAACCAGGGCUCUGGACACCAGUGUACAUUGUUCAUAUUUUAUCCUGGGCGCAGUGGGGAGUGACUGCAUAAUAACAUUUGUUGAGUGAGUGCAUGCAGUGUGGUUGCCGACUUUUUCACUGGAAGCAUAUGGGGAAGAAAAAAGAAUUUGUACUCUCCAGGGGAAAUGAAGAAACUCAGGCUGAGAUGUUAAGAAAAUUGCCCACGUGCACACAGCUAGGAAUGAAGGAUGGCAGCACGCCAUGCAUUAAAAGCUGUUUUGGUGGAUCUCAGUGGCACACUUCACAUUGAAGAUACAGCUGUGCCAGGCGCACAGGAAGCUCUUCAAAGGCAAGGUGCUACUUCUGUAAUGGUUAGGUUUGUGACCAAUACAACCAAAGAGAGCAAGAAAGACCUCUUGGAAAGAUUGAAGAAAUUGCAGUUUGAUAUCUCUGAAGAUGAAAUAUUCACUUCUCUGACUGCAGCCAGAAACUUGGUAGAGCAGAAACAAGUCCGACCCAUGCUGCUGGUUGAUGAUCGGGCCCUACCUGAUUUUAAAGGAAUACAAACAAGUGAUCCUAAUGCUGUGGUCAUAGGAUUGGCACCAGACCAUUUUCAUUAUCAAAUUCUGAAUCAAGCAUUCCGGUUGCUCCUGGAUGGGGCACCUCUGAUAGCAAUCCACAAAGCCAGGUAUUACAAGAGGCAAGAUGGCUUAGCCCUGGGGCCCGGACCAUUUGUGACUGCUUUAGAGCAUGCCACAGAUACCAAAGCCACAGUCGUGGGGAAACCAGAGAAAACGUUCUUUUUGGAGGCAUUGAGGAGCACUGGCUGUGAACCUGAGGAGGCCAUCAUGAUUGGAGAUGAUUGCAGGGAUGAUGUUGGUGGGGCUCAGAAUGUCGGCAUGCUGGGCAUCUUAGUCAAAACUGGGAAAUAUCGAGCAGCAGACGAAGAAAAAAUUAAUCCACCUCCUUACUUAACGUGUGACAGCUUCCCUCAUGCCGUGGACCACAUUCUGCAGCAUCUACUGUGAACCAUUAUGUGAAUCAGAAGCAACUUGAAACGCAGCUUUUCAUUGUCUGGAAAGAAUCCCUCAACAACUUAAUGCCAGUGCCACUUAAUGACAGACAGAGACCACUCAGCCCUGGUCACCAUUUAACCCUCUUUUGUUGGGCAGUAAUUAGAAAGAAAGGUAUUGAACUGCAGCCAGACACCAAGCCUGGCUAAUAAUCCCUUUUGUUUUUUUUCCGUAAAAGAAGAUGAGAUCCAAAGAAAGGGAAAGCUGAGAUUUUGUGCCAUUCCUUUUAAAAUAUUCAUCAGGUUAGCGGCGCUGGGGAAGAGUCUCCUGCAGGGAGCCUGUUCUCUGUUGUCUCCUCGCUGGUAAAUUGGAGGGGUUCAGACUCUGAAUAAAGUUGAAUGGUGUUUUUUAAGUUAAAAAGUAUUGCAUUAAAGUGCAUUAGGCUGUAGUUUUAAUAUUGAGUUCAACUGUGAAAUCCAUCAGAAGUGCCAAGUAGGGUACAGGACAGAAGAAGCAGAAUAAAGUGUCCUUUAGCCCAAGUGAAGGAGUGAAUUUGCUUUAACAGAUGUUGAAAACUAGAUUAGCUACUGUAUUAUUCCCAGCACGGGUGACUUCUUUUUCUCUUCGUUAGCCAGAGAUGAGUAAUUUAAAUUUAGAACCUGGUUUUAAUUUAAAAUAAUAUUUCCAUUAAUAACCUAUUCAUUGCAGAUACCUAUUAUACUGUGUAACAGUUGUUUUGGAAAUUUUAUGUAAAAUUAAAACUAUCAGUAUUUUACAGAUGUUUUAAUUAGACAUUGUUAUUAACAGGAACAGUGCAGAAACUAAAAUCAAGCCUUUAAUGUCUUAUAGACCAUGCAUUUUUGAGGCUAGUGUCCACCCGGGUCCUAUUAACUGUACAUUUGCAAGAUUUCAUUAUUUUUGCCUCUGACACUAUGGGAAAAAUCUUUCAGAAGCUAUUGGGACAGAUUCAAGCUUUUAUGUACUUGGUUACUAGGGCUGUAAAAUGAAAUCUCGUCUUGCAGCAUGGAUUCUUCUUCUCAUGUUAAACCCACCAAAAUGAAGGGGACUAAAUAGGUAAUGAUUUUCUUAGUGCAUUUGCAUACUGUGAUGAUCCUGGGCCUUUGCAAUUGUUUUACUGGGCUCUUGGGCACUGGAUUAUUAGCUUGUAAUUGUCCAUUAUCGUGGUGCUCACCUUACUGAAGCGCACAGCAGUGUUAAUGAGCUCUGGGUUUUGAUGCUUGUUUAGAGAUCAGCUUGGUCUUGGAUGGGAGGGAGUAAAGCUAAAUAAAUGGCCGCCUCCUCUCCUUCUGGU
Lagenorhynchus albirostris (white-beaked dolphin) is the source of this 2747-nucleotide messenger RNA. RefSeq names its product haloacid dehalogenase like hydrolase domain containing 2 (gene HDHD2). The coding region runs from base 671 to 1450 and encodes 259 amino acids. The record is from RefSeq and is a predicted model, not a curated record. Lineage: Eukaryota; Metazoa; Chordata; Mammalia; Artiodactyla; Delphinidae. Gene Ontology annotation, molecular function: phosphatase activity. The transcript is spliced from 8 exons. Gene Ontology annotation, biological process: dephosphorylation.